AUGGGCAGCGGGGCCAGCCGCAAGCCGAAUGAGCCAGGGUCCACUGGCCCGGACUUGGAUUCCGCCGAUAUCCCGAUCCUCCCGGCCGCAGACGCAGAGCCUUCGAAGGAUGGCUCUGAGGGCUGUGCUGGCUGCUCCAUCCCUGAUGCUGAGGAUCGCGCCAUAACAGUCCAGCAGCUGCAAGAGCUGGUGAAGCACAUUGAGGCCCAGAUCAAGAAGGAAGUCUGGGUGGCACCUGGAGCUGUGAAGCCGGUCAAGCUCAAGGCCAAGUCUGUGAACUUGUAUGACGUGGUGGCCCGGCUGGUGAAGCCCGCGACGGAAGCCCGACGCUGCUCCUACGUGGAGCUGGUUGCAGUCGGCCCGCAGCGCACGCGCUGGUUUGUGUCGCAUUGGUGGGGUGAGCCGGUUUUUCACUUCGUCAGCUGCGUUGUGAAGCAUUCUGAGCAGAGGCGCCUGGGGUUGGAUUCCACCUACUGGGUAUGCGCGUACGCGAACAACCAGUGGGACUUGGCAUAUGACCUGGCCGCGACUCCUGCGGAGUCCUCCUUUCGAAGGGCACUGGAUGUGGCUGACGGAACGCUGUCCAUUCUGGAUGAUGCCGCGAUUGCCUACUCACGCGUCUGGUGCAACUACGAGAUGUUCGUAACCUUAGAGAAGGCCCAGGUGACCUCCCAUCUCUUCGACAUUUACACGUUCCACCAGCAUCAGCCGCGAGGAAUCACCGACGGCAUCUCCGAAGGAGACAAGCGCGGAUCCAGCUGGUGGUGGGAGGACCGGAAGUGGAACAGAGAGAAGAACUUCCCUGUCAAGCUCGCCGAGGCUGCGAUGCGAGCGCAGGUGCAGUGCGCUGAGGCAAGUGUGGACAAGGACCGCAUCAGCAUACUGAACGCGAUUGUCGGCGCGGACGUGAAUCAGACCCCACCGCUUGAGCACGAGCGUUAUGAUUUCGUCAAUUCCACCUUGCACGCGCGAUUUGCGUUGGCGACGCUGAAGUUGGCUGUCGAGAACGAGCUGCCGCUGGAAAACUACAUCCGAGUGAUCUCGAGAUCUCACACAAGUCGCGUUGACCUGUCGUUCAGGCAGUGUAGUUGGCAACCUGCCGGACCCGGCGCAUUCCGAAGUCAGUGA
Symbiodinium natans is the source of this 1128-nucleotide messenger RNA. The record is from the annotation of a GenBank genome assembly. NCBI's taxonomy places the organism in Eukaryota, Dinophyceae, Suessiales, Symbiodiniaceae.